Molecule: messenger RNA, 592 nt
Organism: Dioscorea cayenensis subsp. rotundata (Guinea yam)
Lineage: Eukaryota; Viridiplantae; Streptophyta; Magnoliopsida; Dioscoreales; Dioscoreaceae
Product: auxin-repressed 12.5 kDa protein-like
Source: RefSeq, a predicted model, not a curated record
CCUCAGCAAAAGUAGUCCUACACUGAGUAAGCUUGAGAGGUGAGAAUAAUGGUUCUUCUUGACAAGCUCUGGGACGACGUGGUCGCCGGACCAUCACCGGACAAAGGUCUUGGCAAGCUCCGGAAAAUCUCAACCAAGCCCAACCCCUUAAUCAUCAAAGAUGGAGAUCAAGGGGAGAGCAGUGGAAGUGGAAAGUACCAGAGAUCUAUGUCUAUGCCGGAGACGCCGAAGACUCCGGUGACACCGACAACGCCGGGCUCGGCCAAGAGGCCAAACGUGUGGCGUAGUGUGUUCAAUCCGGGGAGUAAUUUAGCCACAAAGAAACUUGGUGCUAAUCUCUUUGACAAGCCUGAGCCUAACUCUCCCACUGUUUAUGACUGGUUGUAUAGCAGUGAGACCAGGAGCAACCAUCGUUGAAAGAAGAAGAAGAAGAAGAAGAAGAAGAGCUUGAGGAUAUAUAUAUAUAUAUAUAUAUAUAUAUGUGAUCAAAUUAAUAUGUUGUGUGUUUUGUGUUAAAUUAUGUGAAUGGUUUGAUGAUCAGUGUUUGUACAUAAGUGUGGUUAAUAUAAUAUGAUGAGGUUUCUUGAAUGAA